This is a messenger RNA of Mytilus californianus (California mussel), 2152 nucleotides long. RefSeq lists its product as uncharacterized. Bases 7 to 2091 code for a protein of 694 amino acids. Lineage: Eukaryota; Metazoa; Mollusca; Bivalvia; Mytilida; Mytilidae. The transcript has 14 exons. The record is from RefSeq and is a predicted model, not a curated record.
GUAAAAAUGGCUUGUGGGAUACUAGUCCUUCUCAUUGCAGCAAUUGCUGCAUCUACUACGGGGUAUAGCAGUAAUGACUAUUAUCCUGAUGGUAAAGACGAUUACAGCUACAAAGCAGUGAACUCCUACAGCUACAAACCUAAAUUAGUUAAAUCAACUGCAUAUUCAAGUUCAAGCUCCCAUGUUUCUCACCAUCACGGCCAUCAUGCGGGUUAUGCCGGGCACAAACUUAUUACUGGACAUGCCCACAGAUUUAAGGUAGGACGUAUAUUUAAACGUUUCCACAGACUUGGUGUUGAACUUAUCGGACGUGGAGUCAGAUAUAAUGGAUUUUACUAUGGACGCCUUUGCAGUGCAAAAAAACUGUACGGUGCACUGAAUUCCUGUUAUGAAGAUUAUGGUGAUAUAGGCGAUUGUUUCCCUGGUCUGAUUAAACAAGGGUUGAUUGGUAGACGUCACAUUUACCAUAAAUACGGUCAUGGAUUUGGCUUAGGUGUCACUUUUGUAAAGAGAGGCAUUGUUUAUGGAAGAUCUUUUUAUAAAUUUGGGUGCCGUCGACCAAAGUUCAUUCGUUAUAUGACUUCCUGCUACAAUAAGUUCCACCAUGCAAGCACUUGUGUGUCAGUGUUGAGAAAACGACAUCUAAUCAGAACACCUCAUUCAUAUCAUGGUCACAUGCAUCUUGCUGGAUACACACGUUUCCGCAGAUUUAAGAUUCGCCAUGGGAGAUUCAGAUAUGGAGGAAAAUAUUACAAACUGAGUUGCAAUAAGAGACGUUUCUACAGUCAUUGGAACAGAUGUUACGGUCGAUACCAUAGUGUUGGAAGAUGCUUUGGAUACCUAAGAAGAAAACAUCUGUUUUCAUAUUAUAAUGCAGGUUACUCAAGUGGUGUGGCUUAUAAUGCAUACAGACCUGGUUACAGCAGUGGAAUUAAAUAUGACUAUGGUUAUUACAAAAGCCAUCAUGGAUUUACAAUUAGAAAUAAUAGAUUUUCAUAUGGAGGAAUUGGAUAUAAACUGAAGUGCGGAAGAAGUCGAUUUUACAGACUAUGGGGUCAAUGCUAUAACCGAUAUCACAGUGUAGGAAGCUGUUUUGGACGACUGAGACGACAACAUCUAUUCUAUAGAUACGGCGGAGAAGAUUAUUCCCAUGUCGGUGGUGAUGCAUACGGACCUGAUUACAGUUCAGGGCCUAUAUUUGACCAUAGUUAUUACAGUAGCCAUCAUGGAUUCAGAAUAAGACAUCAUAGAUUUUCAUAUAACGGAAUUGCAUACAAACUGAAAUGUAGUAGAAGCCGGUUCUAUAGACUAUGGGGUCAAUGCUAUCAUCGUUAUCAUAGUGUGGGGACCUGCUUUGGACGACUAAGAAGUCAUCAUCUUUUCUAUAGAUACAUUGGAGACCAUCAUGCUAUUCUGAACAAGCACCUGUAUCUUCACAAAAAAAUUGCUGAUAACCAUGCAAGAAGAAUCCAUAAUGUAGCCAAGAGUCAUGUCGCGAGAAUAUCUCACGUAUCAAACAAACAUGUUCGAAACAUUCAAUACCAGGCUAACAAACACGUGAGCAGAAUUGCAAACGAGGCUAGAAGUCAUAUGAAUAGAUUUAAACAACUCGUAGAUUACCAUCUUAAACGACUCCACAAACACACAAAAUAUCAUUUGUCAGCUGCUCAACAUCAACAUAAGAAGCAUUUGAAUGAACGCCAGUAUCAGAACAACAAGCAUGAGUUAAACGUGAGACGUCUCCAUAAGAAACACGAAUAUAAUCUCAAGAAACAUGGUUAUGCUUAUGGUCAUGGCCACGGUCACGGUCACGGUCACGGUCACGGGCAUGUAGUAAGUUACCAAGAUUACUACAGUAAAUAUCAUGGAUUUAAACUGGAUCAUCACAGAUUUUCAUAUGGUGGCAAAGCAUACCAACUGACAUGUGGAGAUAGCCGAUUCUAUAAUUAUUGGAGUGAUUGCUGGUCUCAUCAUCAUAGUAGAAGCGUCUGCUUUGGACAACUUAGGAAAAGGCACCUGUUUGAUGUAUACUCAGACGGAUAUGAUGAAGAGGACGAUUACGAACCAGCAGUCAAACAAUCAGCAUACUAAUGAAUACCUCAAUAUUGUUUAUGGACUUUUGAAAUAAAAUAACUAAAUAUUUAAUGAUUAA